UUUCCAACUGUGUGAACAGACACGUUCAUUACUGCAGGCUGCUGAGACAGCAGCACAUCUUAAGAGAUGUUCAUUACUGUGAUAUUUGGUGAGGGAAGAGAGGAGAUAUUGAACCUAAAUUGCAAGGUUAUAAACUUCAUCCACUUCAUAAAAGAAAAAUGCAAUCUGGAUCCCCAAGAGACUGUGGACUUGAUGGACAGGAUGGGAGAGCUGGUGAACUUGGCAGAGAGAGCACAGAGCACAGACCUCGUCAGCAGUUUGCUGAAGGAGAGAGAGAGCUAUAUUCCAUUACGUGUAUCACGAGGUGAAGGCAGUGAAGGUCCAAAGUAUACUGCAGUGUUUGACUUUGGGACAAGUUACCCUGAGCUAGCAGAGAUUCUGAGAAAACUGUCAAAUCCUUCAAAGAAGAGGGACAAAAGGAGUGGAGCAUCUAAAAGAGGAGGAGUCAGUCAAAACCGCAUCAAAGCUGCUAUCAACUUUAAGAAAGCCAUCACAACACCUCGGAGCUGA
Molecule: messenger RNA, 510 nt
Organism: Onychostoma macrolepis
Lineage: Eukaryota; Metazoa; Chordata; Actinopteri; Cypriniformes; Cyprinidae
Exons: 5
Coding region: 67-510 (147 amino acids)
Source: RefSeq, a predicted model, not a curated record